This is a messenger RNA of Kickxella alabastrina, 2020 nucleotides long. Its product is annotated as MCM2/3/5 family-domain-containing protein. The record is from RefSeq and is a predicted model, not a curated record. Gene Ontology annotation, biological process: DNA strand elongation involved in DNA replication; DNA replication initiation; double-strand break repair via break-induced replication. Gene Ontology annotation, molecular function: single-stranded DNA helicase activity; ATP binding; ATP hydrolysis activity. NCBI's taxonomy places the organism in Eukaryota, Fungi, Kickxellomycota, Kickxellomycetes, Kickxellales, Kickxellaceae. Gene Ontology annotation, cellular component: MCM complex; nucleus. The transcript is spliced from 2 exons. The coding region runs from base 170 to 1927 and encodes 585 amino acids.
CAGGCAGCGAGCAGGGCGGCGGCACCGGUGCAGCCGAGUCGUUCCCGGCGGUGCUGACGCGGCGGUACACGGUGCGGUUCAUCGGGCAGCUGGUGACGGUGCGCGGCAUCGUGACGCGCGUGUCGGACGUGCGGCCGGCGAUGGUGGUGGCAGCGUACCUGUGCGACGCAUGCGGGUGCGAGUGUUCCAGGAGGUCAAGACGCGGCAGUUCACGCCGCUGGCGCAGUGCCAGAGUGCGCGGUGCGCGGCCAACCGCUCGCGCGGCAAGCUGCACCGGCAGACGCGCGGGUCGCGGUUCCUGCGGUUCCAGGAGGUCAAGGUGCAGGAGAUGACCGACCAGGUGCCGAUGGGCGACAUCCCGCGCACGCUGACGGUGCACUGCUACGAGGGCGCCGUGCGCCGGCUCAACCCCGGCGACGUUGCGCACAUUGCCGGUGUCUUCCUGCCGCAGCCGUACACGGGCUUCCGUGCGCUGCGCGCCGGGCUGCUCGCCGACACGCUGGUCGAGGCGCACGACGUGCGGCCGCUCAAGCGCCGCUACGACCAGCUGGCGCGCGAGCUGACGCCCGAGCUGUACAUGCAGCUGGCCGAGCUGAGCCGCGACGCCGACGCGUACGGCCGCGUGGCGCGCGCCGUGGCGCCCGAGAUCUUCGGGCACGACGACGUCAAGAAGGCACUGCUGCUGCUGCUGGUGGGCGCGCCGGCCAAGCGCACGCGCGACGGCAUGGCCAUCCGCGGCGACAUCAACGUGUGCCUUAUGGGCGACCCGGGCGUGGCCAAGUCGCAGCUGCUGCGCUUCGUGGCCAAGGCGGCGCCGCGCGGCGUGUACACGACGGGCCGCGGGUCGUCGGGCGUGGGGCUGACGGCGGCCGUCAUGCGCGAUGCUGUCAGCGGCGAGAUGGUGCUGGAGGGCGGCGCGCUGGUGCUGGCCGACAACGGCAUUUGCGCCAUCGACGAGUUCGACAAGAUGGACGAGGGCGACCGCACGGCCAUCCACGAGGUCAUGGAGCAGCAGACGAUCUCGAUCUCCAAGGCCGGCAUCACGACGACGCUCAACGCGCGCACGUCGAUCCUGGCGGCCGCCAACCCGGCGCGCAGCCGCUACAACCCGCGCAUGACGCCCGAGGAGAACAUCAACCUGCCGGCCGCGCUGCUCAGCCGCUUCGACGUGCUGUUCCUGAUGCUGGACCGCCCCAGCCACGACGACGACCUGCAGCUGGCGCGCCACGUGGCGUACGUGCACGCGCACGGCCGCCACCCGCCACGCGAGGGCAGCGAGAUCAGCGUUGAUCUGCUGCGCCACUUUGUGGCCGCCGCGCGCGCGCGCGACCCGGUGCUGCCGCGCGCAGUGGCCGACUACGUGGUGGGCGCGUACGUGCAGCUGCGGCAGCAGUACAAGGCGGGGCUGCAGGCGCGGGCGAGCGGCGGGCCCAGCGGCGGGCCCCGCGCCUCGGGCCCGGCCUCGGCACGCUCCAACAUCGGCAACACCACGCCGCGCACGCUGCUGGCCAUCCUGCGCCUGGCGCAGGCCCACGCGCGCGUGCGCGGCGCCGUGGCCGUGGCCACCGAGGACGUCGACGAGGGCCUGCGCCUGAUGGACGCGGCGCACGUGACGCUGGACGCGCAGCCGGCGGGCGGGCAGCACGGGCUGUUCGGUGAGCGCGGCGCGGCGCGGGCGGACGCGGUGUCGGCCAUCUUCGCCCUGAUGGUGCGGCUGGCGCGCACGGCCGCGGUGGCCAGCGGCAGCCUGCAGCUGCUGCAGCUGGCGUACGGCGACGUGCUCGACCGCGUGCGCGACGCCGGCUACUCGGAGGCCGACCUCAGCCGCUGCGUCACGCAGUACGAGGACAUCAACGUUCUGCAGGUGAACCUGACGCGCACGCGGAUCACGUUUGUGGACGCGAGCGCGGUGCAGGCGGCGCAGUGAGGGCGAGAGGGAGCGGGGGGGGAGCGAGGGCGAGGGCGAGGGCGAGCGAGAGAGGGCCCGAGGUAGCAGAAGGCUGCCGGGGCAGUGGAUAUC